AUGCCCUCCUCUCCCCUCCCUGUCGAGCGAUGGGAGGAUAUCAUCGACGCCCUCGCCGCCGCACACGAAUUCGAAUCCGUCGCCGUCUGCGCACGGCUCGCCUCGGUCCGCCACGCCCUCGAAUGCACCCCCCAGCUCCGCGGGCUCGUCGCUUCAGUGCACCUUCAUAUAUUGCCCGCCCCACGGCAAGACUCCGCCCUGUUUAACAGCGCGCCGGUGGUUCUCUUGCCGUACCUGCCGUGUGUGGAAAGCUGGAGAUUCGAGGCGUUCUGGGCCCCUUUCAGUAUGCCCAGGUUUCGAUGGUUCUCUCGCUUUUCUAUGGCCUGCUUCGGGCAGUACUCGUCCAUAAAGACUUUGGAUAUCAAGGAGGUGCAAUUGGCGACGCCUCUGCAUCUGCAUCGACUCGUGGCCUGCUUUCCCAAACUCCAGGUGCUCCGGUUGGCCGCCGUAAAGUUCGAACAGAUUGCAGAGGAGUUCCCCCUGCUGAGCUCAUGCAGGCUGAGCAUCGCGUCUCUCCGGGAGCUCAGGGAAGACCUACACGUAGGACAGCAACUACAGCCAUUGUAUCAGGCCAGUUCGACCACUCUUACACACCUGACGCUGCCCUGUUACCGGCUCAGAUCUCACAGUGAGGAUGCCUUCACUGUCUGCGGCCUUGUGGAAUACGAUUUUCAUCAUUAUCUGACAGACGUCGGCGAAAUGACGAGAUUACGGUAUCUUUCUCUCCGAUGUGACCGUCGGAAAACCGUGUUGAGCUCCUGUAUCGACGCCGUCGACAAUGUCAACACGCUCUUACGCCACGGCCUCCCUAGUUCUCUGCUUGCCUUCGAAGUUGUAUAUCCAGAGGCUUGUUGCCCCCCACAAGAGGGGUACGCUAACAUAUCCGCGUCUAGCCUGGCUGCACAACUGGCAGAAGAUCUAGGUCCUCUCCGAAAAAUAGGAGCAACAUGCAUAUUUGAAGAUGUAAAGGAGAACCACGUGGAAGGGUGCACUAGUGUGGUCCAACAAGCUUUUUUACCGCUUCAUUCAUUGAACCUUCUACGGGUUUUCCGCACGUUCACCUGUCAGUCUUUAGCUCCUCUACGGUGGUGGGUUGAGCUCACACAUUUUAUAGACCCGCCUGUCAAAGGGUUUCACGGGCACACUGGUUACGUGGAAAGACUUGUUCUCUCCCCCUCGGGAGCGUGGGCCGCAAGUGUUGCCAGAUGCAAUCCCUUCGGCUGGAGCUUCAACUUCAUCAUCUGGAACACCGAGUCACAAAAGCCGGCACUCCAGCAGUCGUACGAUGACUUCAGCGUUGACGUGUUCUCAGUGACGUUCGCACCUACGGAGACGCUGUGCGCGUGCACGACCCCCUCCAGCGAAGUAGAUAUCUUCAGGCUCCCUUCACGAAGCGAGGUGGCGGCGGGACAAAGAGUGCGCAAGGUCGGGUGCUUCAAGGUUGGGGACGACGACCACAUUGGUCACGCCUGGCGGCCGGACGGGACACAGCUGGUGGCGUUGACGAGGCUCGGGAGGCUCGAGGUCUGGGACACAGUCACCCUUACCCUCGUCCAGUCGUUUUCCAGUCCGAGCCACAUCUUACCUCAGGUGAUCCGCAUCCAGCACCACGCCAUGUACGACACCUCGUUCAUUAAGAUCUCCGACGAUGGCCACUUCGUCCUGCGCGUCAGCAUGUUGACCUUGAAGGAUGGCACAAACCGCCGGUGCAUCCUCGUCCACGACCUCGUCACUGGGGUCUGCCAUUCUCCAUUCUCCUCCCCGGACGCCCCCACCCCACGCUGGUUCACACCCGUCAUCCAAGCCGUCCUGCGGAGAGAUCCGGCUCGGCCACACGUUCAGCAAGUCGCGGUCGUUCGGGAAGACGCCCCCAUCGUCAUGCUCGCCGACGCCGCAACCGACUCUUCCCUCGGAGGUCCGGUGUCAUUGGUCCUCGACGUCGAGCCGACACAACCGAGUCGCAGAAUCCUCUUCGAUAUCUCGGCCCACGGCAACCGCGUCCUCCAUACGCACGGCACCACAGUCAGCACGACGUACUCGGUCUUCGACGUUGGAACCGGUCGCACGGUCGCCUCCGUCUCGUUCAAAAACGCUCUCCAGGGCAACCGCCGCGGGGUGCUGUCCCCCGAUGGCAGACAUGGAGUGCUGUUGGCGUUGUCUUACGUGAGGUAUAAGAUGUGGCUCUGGCACGUCGAUGAAGGGACUCUGCAUCGGAUCCAGGGGACGAUGGGUUGCCGGGAGUGGACCACGGCUUCGUUCUCCGGGGAUGGUGCGACGCUGGGGCUGGGAUAUCCUGAUGGGACUGUUUCGUUCCAUAACGUCCAGGACAUAGUUCGCGGACAAGCCUAUUGCUAG
This is a messenger RNA of Epithele typhae, 2355 nucleotides long. RefSeq lists its product as uncharacterized. Gene Ontology annotation, molecular function: protein binding. The record is from RefSeq and is a predicted model, not a curated record. Lineage: Eukaryota; Fungi; Basidiomycota; Agaricomycetes; Polyporales; Epitheliaceae. The transcript is spliced from 3 exons. The coding region runs from base 1 to 2355 and encodes 784 amino acids.